Messenger RNA from Aspergillus alliaceus, 891 nucleotides. RefSeq lists its product as uncharacterized. The coding region runs from base 1 to 891 and encodes 296 amino acids. The transcript has a single exon. The record is from RefSeq and is a predicted model, not a curated record. Lineage: Eukaryota; Fungi; Ascomycota; Eurotiomycetes; Eurotiales; Aspergillaceae.
AUGCGAGACCAGUACAUUUUCAGGGCUCCCUUUCUAUCCAGCCAGGAAAUAAAACUAGGAAAUUUGAUUCCCAACAUCAAAGACCCUGAGUUAGACGCCCAGGAAUGUCCUUGGCCCCUGGCCCUGAACGAAGAUUUCACCAUUAAGCCGAUUGCCAACUUCCACUCUUUCUUUAGGUCCGAGAAGGACGUGCGCCUCGCUGGAUUUCUCACUAGUCUUCUCAAGGCUUCCGGCCAGCACCAAUCCGCAAACAGUGACGAGUUUGCAUCAACCUGGGGCAACAUUCACACCUUGAAACAGCCCAACCUGUUCUUCAAGUCUCUGUGUAAAGACCAGGGUGUCAGGCAAUGGCUCCAGGAGCAGAUUGAAGAUGGCAUGGAUGUCCACCUGGUCGUGGGCUUCGUCACGUUCUUGGACGCAAGGAGCGCGGGUAGUUCUGGGUCGAAGGACGCGUUUCAAGGCCAGGGCGUUAUCCCUGUGACACAGACUUUAAGCAGUGGCUUCCCCAGUGAUGCUUUGGAUGUCAAACUCCGGGGCGGCUACCAAGCUAACUCGCUCGGUGGGCGGAGCUAUUGCGCUCCCGGCGAGCAGAUAUUCGCACUGCGAGUCAAAAAGCUGGCCUUUAAGUUUUACCGAUCCAAGAACGUGGCCAACGCAAAGUUGGAGAAGGAUACAUCAUGGGAGAUGGUGUCAUACAACCGAGCGGCGACAGGCAAUGAGUCGGAAUGGGUUGUAGCGUACCUCGAGGGCGAAAGUACUGAUGAAGCAGUGGAUGACUCUGGCGACAUGUUGCAAUUGGAUGACGAUGUUGAAAUAAUUUUUCUGGAUGAUGACGGUGAGAGCGAUGGUGACGGCGAGGAGGAGGAGGAUGAUGAUGAUGAUGAUGUAUAG